Molecule: messenger RNA, 1335 nt
Organism: Lycium barbarum (goji berry)
Lineage: Eukaryota; Viridiplantae; Streptophyta; Magnoliopsida; Solanales; Solanaceae
Exons: 6
Coding region: 343-1026 (227 amino acids)
Biological process (GO): protein phosphorylation
Molecular function (GO): protein kinase activity; ATP binding
Source: RefSeq, a predicted model, not a curated record
UUCAAUGUAUACGUACCCUUCGUCUUUCCGCUUUCUCUCUCUUUCCUCUCACCUUUUCUCUCCCCCCAAUCUCUAACCCUAAUAACCCGCCCGCCGUUCUGGAAUGAAAAUUGGACGCAUAGAGGAUGUUACUCCUAUUCCCACUGACAGUACUCGCAGAAAGGGUGGUAGAAGAGGAAGGAGGCUGUGAAUUCUUCUCAGCAACAAACUUGCUGCCUGGCAGAAUAUUUUGGUUAAGGAUGCAACUUUGAUUUUGUUUUACAUCUUAGAUUUGAGCAUUUUGUAGACCGAGUACAAGUUAUUCUGACUUAUGAUCAUUUGGAGCUUUUGCAACAUUGUGAGAUGGAAAAUAUUUCAUGGAGUUGGAUUAGUAAUUUGUCUUUGCUGUUAUGUUCGUCUCACCAGACGGUGACAACUCAAAAAAAAAAAAAAACCCGCCCGCCAGUCACCAUUGCCGCCUUCCAGUCACCGUCGCCGCUUGCCAGUCACCGUCGCCGCCGUCUCUACCCAGUACCGCCGUUGCCGUCCACAGCCAACCAUUUGAGUGUUUACUCAGCCACAACUAAUGCAGAUGUGAGACUCAGCCACAGGAAAUCUGAUGUGACACUUGAUGAUGUCGCAGAUUGUGAGAUUCCGUGGGAGGAGAUCACCUUGGGUGAGCGUAUCGGACUUGGAUCUUAUGCAGAAGUCUAUCGUGGAGACUGGCAUGGAACUGAAGUCGCUGUGAAGAAAUUCCUAGACCAAGAUAUAACUGGUGAAUCCCUUGAAGAAUAUAAAAGUGAGGUUAUGAUCAUGAAGAGAGUCCGGCAUCCUAAUGUAGUCCCUUCAUGGGAGCUGUUACACGUCCUCCAAACCUUUCAAGUAUUACCGAGUUUCUGCAUAGAAUCAAUAUCAACUUUCAAAGGCGGAUUACUUGCUUCGAGGGGGAUUCCCUCGUGUCCUGAUGAUGCUCGUAACCCCCAUACUCAAUCUAGUGGUGCGAAUGAUGAUGGGACUCACGUGUCAAACACACAAAGGAAUGUUUGAAUGUUAAUGUUGUGUUGGAUUUGUGGAUUGUGUAAGUGUUUUGUGGAUGUUUGCGAGGAGUGAAGUAGUCUAAUGUUGUACACUAACUUAGUCUAAUGUUGUAGACUAACUUAGUGUAGAUCUACUAGUUUAAUGUUUUGUGGAUGUUUGCAAAGGUUGAAGUAGUUUAAUGUUGUGUAGAUGUUUGCGAAUGUUGAAGUAGCUUAAUGUCUCUUCGGAAUGUUUGAAUGACGUUUUGAUUCAACUUUGAAGUAGUUUCGAAUUGAAUUUGACGUAUUGUUGGUUGUGAUAUAUGUGUUUGUUGAAGUA